AGCAUGUAAUUGGCUCAGAUUUUGGUAUAUCUGGGAAAUUAAUUCGGUAUCGAAAAAGGGAUCUAUGGUAAACUUUAUUAUGAAAAGAUUGCCUAGUAUCUUACCUACAGAUAAACUAUAUUUCUUAUUGUGAAAUAGCAGAUGCUUAUAAUAAUCAUUAAAUAAAAUUCUGUUUAUUAGACAUCUCUUAACAUUUUUUAAAUUUAGAGGAUUUAUAAUUAAUGUGAACAUAAUUUUAUAAACACUCUAUACGUUGGUCCUAGCAUUUUUUUCCCAUAUGGAGAAAUCAAGGAUAAUGAAAACGAUUUCAGAAAUUAUCGAUAGCAUAACGAAAUUAGCACAAACGUUAUUGUUUACACUUGUGUGAGAAGAAGAUUAAUUGCAAAGUAACGGGAAGAUGCACGAUGCACGUGGUCUAUUUUCGACGCUCACGUUCUCGGCGUUUGAAUUAAUUCUUACGCGACACUGCUAUUAUCCCGCGAGAGAUGAUAGAUAAACGUAUUAAGAGAGAAAUGCACGAAGCGAGAAAUGAUCUUACGGAACUCUUGUGAGAUGGUGAGAUCGAGAUGCGCGACAUCGAGAAGCGAGGUAGAACGGGAGUAGUCCCCGACAUACCAGCUGCGGCACAAGAAACGGAACAAAAAUGACGACAGAAGGAAACUAGGAAGUGGUUUCGCGAAACGCGAGCAAAACACAUGUGUGGGAAAUUGACAUCUCGCAUGCUCCCGACCAGUUCGAGCGGGAAUCGCAAGAUGCUGCUUCCUCGAUCAAACCUGAUGGCAAGUUGGCCUUCUCGAACCUUUAUGAAUGUUAAAUCCAUUCAUAAGACGUUUAAUCGUGCACGAUAAACUCUUCGCGGCGAUGAGGCGUGUUUCCUGCAGGUCGAUUAGCUCUAUCGAGAUCUCCGUCUGAUCGAGAAUUAUGCCGGAUUAACGCGUGUCCAAUCGUUUGAAAGCGGAAUUUCCGCGUGCAACUAUAUGCAUUACUCGAGUACUGACUUGCAUAUUGCAUCUCUUCAUGGAUACUGACGUUCUCUUCAAGAAACGUCAUCUUGAAAACGUCUCUUCAUUUCCUCCAUAUUCACUAUUAAAGUAAGUUAUCUAGCGUACGUGCACGCGGAAAUCAUUCUCUCUCGUCAGGCGUAGGUGGGAGUUAAGCCCGAGAAAUAAUUCUCAGUUCAGGUCUGAUUCUAAUUACGGCUCUGAGAUUCCUUGUUCCUCUUGCAGAUGGGCUCGUUUGGGAUCGGAACGGUAGCAGCUACAACCGCGAGCCUGAUAUUCACGGUGCUGUUGGCAAGCGGCGACGCUGCGUUGGCGAGGACGGCGUUCGAGAAACUCACCGAUUACGAUUAUCGCGGCACCAACUAUUACAGCGUGAGGAAUCUCUCGUUGUACGAGUGCCAGGGAUGGUGCAGAGAUGAGCCUGAAUGUCAGGCCGCCGCGUUCUCGUUCGUCGUGAAUCCGUUGGCGCCGAUGCAGGACACUCUUUGCCAACUACAGAACGAAACCACCGCCACGAAUCCGGCCGCCCAGCCCCAGAGAGCCGUCAAUAUGUAUUACAUGACGAAACUACAGAUAAGAUCCGAAAACGUUUGUUUGCGACCGUGGGCCUUCGAACGCAUUCCAAAUAAAAUGAUUCGGGGAUUGGACAACGCAUUAAUUUACACAUCCACGAAAGAAGCUUGUCUCGCAGCUUGCUUAAACGAGCAUCGCUUCACAUGUCGUUCCGUAGAAUAUAAUUACGUGACGCUUCAGUGUCAUUUGAGCGAUUCGGAUCGUCGAACGACAGGUCAAUACGUUCAAUUCGUGGACGCGCAAGGAGUGGAUUACUUUGAAAAUUUAUGUUUGAAAGGAAAAGAGGCCUGCAGGUAUCAAAGGAUUUUCCAAAUGCCCAGAAUCGGCGUAGCGGACGAUAAAGUUGCACAAUACGCAGGCCUACAUUAUUACACCGACAAGGAAUUGCAAGUUCAGAGCGAGUCCGCUUGCAGAUUAGCCUGCGAAAUCGAAAACGAGUUCCUUUGUAGAUCUUUUCUCUAUCGUGGCGCUCCUCAAGGGUCGGCUUAUAAUUGUCAUCUCUUCCAUCUGGAUCAUUGGACUCUUCCGGAUGGACCUUCUACCUAUCUUAAUGCAGAGAGGCCUUUGAUCGAUAAUGGAGAACGAGUUGGCACUUACUUUGAAAAUUUCUGCGAAAAAGGCACUGGACCAUUGGCGGAUCCGCUGCCGGUAGUUUUUGAAACCACAGAAGAUUCUACGAUAAACAAUCUCACUAGAAACGAUAUUAAUUGCGAUAAGACCGGCACUUGUUACGAUGUAUCGGUCGACUGUAAAGACACUCGUAUCGCUGUCCAAGUUCGUACGAAUAAACCUUUCAAUGGGCGUAUUUACGCUCUUGGACGAUCUGAAACUUGCAAUAUUGAUGUUAUCAAUAGCGAUCUCUUUAGAUUGGAUCUCACGAUGAGUGGACAAGACUGUAAUACUCAGAGCGUGACUGGAAUUUAUUCAAACACGGUUGUACUGCAACAUCACUCCGUGGUAAUGACAAAGGCUGAUAAAAUUUACAAAGUCAAAUGUACAUACGAUAUGUCCUCGAAGAAUAUAACUUUCGGCAUGAUGCCGAUCAGAGAUCCGGAAAUGAUCAGUAUCACUAGCGCACCGGAAGCACCUCCACCGAGGAUUCGCAUCCUCGACAGUCGAUCGCGAGAAGUUGAAACUGUACGCAUUGGCGACAAGUUGACGUUCAGAAUCGAAAUCCCGGAAAACACUCCAUACGGCAUUUUCGCUCGCAGUUGCGUAGCUAUGGCAAAGGAUUCGAAAAGCACAUUCCAAAUUAUCGACGACGAAGGAUGUCCUGUCGAUCCUUCCAUUUUCCCCAGUUUCACUCCCGACGGUAAUUCUCUGCAAUCUAUAUAUGAAGCUUUCAGAUUCACCGAAUCUUACGGCGUGAUUUUCCAAUGUAAUGUAAAGUACUGUCUGGGACCUUGCGAACCGGCUGUUUGCGAAUGGGGACGCGAAUCUGUAGAAUCGUGGGGUAAGAGACGUAGAAGAAGUCUUGCAAAUUCGACAGAAGAGAAAGGCGAAGAUAUGACUCUGUCUCAAGAGAUCUUAGUGCUCGACUUUGGCGAUGAGAAACAAUCCGAUUUCCUAAAGAGCGAUGCUAGCAUAGACUUCAAUGAAGCAGACGAAACAGUGACCGUUAUGAAGCCAUGUCCAACAAAAACCUCGGUGCUGGCGCUCGGUGUAACGUGCGCUCUUCUGGUGCUCAUCUAUAUCUCUACGUUCUUCUGUUACUACAUGAAGAAGUGGUUGUCACCUCGCCACAAAAUGAUGCCUUAAGGAACGAAAAAGGGUUUAUCCGCAGAGCGUAUUCGCAAAAAUAAACGAAGAGAACGAUAAUGAACAGAGUGCGGAAGUUCACAUAUACAUUUCACACGUACACACAGGCAUAUUCAUAUCGUAAGUUAUCAAAAAAUUCAUACUCAUUCCUAUUAUAUGUUCAUUUUCAUUAUAUUCGCAACGGGCAAAGCAUGUGUAAUAAGAGGUAAAAGAUUUUUAUUUUUAUUAUCGAAGGGGGCACAAUCGUACUAUUAUCAUGCGCAUCUGAAUUACGUAUGAUCCAUUUAUGUGCAACAUAUCAUUAAUGACGAUUGCAUUAAUUAUGCAAUAUCCGAUAUAUAUAUCGAUAUUGAUUAUUAUUGUAUGGAUACAUGAUAUCUAAAAGAACAUUUAUGCUCGUUAAAAUAGAUCGAUAUUUUCGAGACAGCUACUCGACAGACAUUAAUACUAUACAUAUAUCGUUUACCGCGCGAAAAUAAGUUUACACACACAUUAAAACUACUAUGACUAAGUGCGACGAAGAUUACGGAUCUCUUGUACCAUAUGUUGAAAGCAAACACCUACACAUAUUCGAGGUCUAUAACGAGGAGAAUGACUCGACAUCUCUAAACCGAGGUAAUAUUUAGCAAGGAACAGCUCAUGAAUAUCGUAAUUUUCAUGAAGAUUGCGUCUUUUUUAUGAUGGUCACAGAUUAUAUAACCAAUGCGUCAAUGAUAACAAAGCAACAUUUACAUUUUCAUUGAAUGUUAAACAUUAGAUGUCUGCAAGACUAAUAUAUACAACCACUUUGUGGCUGUGUGUACUUAACAACUUUAUAUUCUGGCUCGUCAGAUUGUACCGGGAUAUCAUUGAGAUAGCAAUCGAGAUUGAAUUUUGCUGAUACGAUUUAUUUUGAACGCAUGAGAAAAGCGUUGCUACAUGAGCGAUUGUGAUUGAAAUUUGAAUGAUAGUUUGCGCAUGUCGGAGAUAUUUGUGUAAAGUUGGCGACCGACUCUUUUGCACACACAUAGAUACAUACACAUACAUACGUACGUACAUAUAUACGAGCAUUUCGCGGAGCUCAUUCGCGACUAAGACCAUCUUGAAAAUGCAAUGAGUAAAUUUUAUUUAAGAAUAAUCUUAGAUUCAAGCUAACUGUCCUCUAGUAGUAGCUACUUCUGAUCGGGUUGCAAGGAGAAUAGGAACGAGCGGACGAAUUUAUUUUUCGUGUUGCUCGAAGCGAAAUUUCUCUUAUGCUUUUUAAAUGAUUAAGAGAUGCGGCCCUGGUUACUGUUUUCAGUCAACAGAGAUCAAUUUGUAACCCGCAUCAAGACUAGCGGUAUUUAAAGGUUCACGCUUCACUAACGUCUUUAACGAUACAAGUAGCAUUAAGAUAGUAAUUAAGCAUGUAAGCAUAGAUGAAAGAAGGAAAAAAGAAUGGUCGAGAAGAUAUUUUCUCAAAUUUAGCGGAUUCUCGAAGCGAUUCGCACUUUGUUCGCUAUUCGAAUAAAUGUUUCAUAGAGAAAAAAAA
Molecule: messenger RNA, 4842 nt
Organism: Formica exsecta
Lineage: Eukaryota; Metazoa; Arthropoda; Insecta; Hymenoptera; Formicidae
Gene: tyn
Exons: 11
Coding region: 1227-3332 (701 amino acids)
Source: RefSeq, a predicted model, not a curated record